GGUCAAAGAAUCCAACCUUCCAUCAGUUUUCAUUUUUCAGUAUCUCAUAUUUUCAAACACAAACUUCAUUCAGCCAUAAGCCCAAGUUUGGCAGUUACCAUAACAAAACAAUGGCCAGAAGACUCAGUUCAGCCAUUAUGGUGACACUAGUAGCUGCCCUUCUACAAACCACAGUGGCACAGAAAGUACAUGUCGUGGGUGACACCUUAGGGUGGCUCGUCCCUCCUGAUGGUCCGAUUGCUUACGCUGCCUGGGCCGCCAUGCAAACAUUCAGCCCCGGUGACAUCCUCGUGUUCAAUUUCACAACUGGGCAGCAAGAUGUAGCUAGGGUUAGCAAGGAAGCAUUCGAUACGUGCAAUUCGACAAACCCUAUUUUGCUUGAAACAAAUGGUCCUGUGAAUUUUACCCUAAGUUCAGGUGGUGAGUACUAUUUCAUAGGCACCAUGGAGAUGCACUGUCCCUUGGGACAAAAGCUAGCCAUGUAUGUUCCACCACCAGCACCACCUAGAGCACCAAUGACAUAUGAGGUUGGGGAUGGUUUGGGGUGGCUUGUGCCUCCUGGUGGUGCAAUUGCUUAUGCUACAUGGGCUUUCAACAAAACCUUCAUUGUUGGAGACACUCUAGUUUUCAACUUUGUCAAUGGAACACAAGAUGUGGCAGUGGUAACAAAGGCAGCAUAUGAGUCUUGUGACACCACCACCACCACCAGGACUGUCUUAACCACCACUCCAGCAAAGAUCACCCUCUCGAACCCAGGCGAGCAUUACUUCACCAGCACAUACCCACUACACUGCAAUUGGGGUCAACAGCUUGCCAUCAAUGUGAUCGCCUCUAGCACCGCCAUGUCCCCUUCCACAUCUGCCGCUUCUCCACCAAGCACCACCACCAAGUCCUCAUCCGUGUUUGCCCCUGCAGCUGGUGGACCCAUUCCUCCUCCCACCAGCUCAGCCCCAUCUCACAUUGUGAUCGGAUUCUUUUAUGUAACAUUCUUGUCCUCUGCCACAACUUUUCUUCUUUGAUUUCAUACUAGUUGGGUGUCAUUUUGAUGUAAUUUCACUCUUGAUCAUUCUGUGUAGUCAGAUUAUACUUAUAAUAUUCAAUUCUACUUGUGAGUUAUUUUAGAAAUAAAAACCAGUUUAUUUAAGGAA
Camellia sinensis is the source of this 1148-nucleotide messenger RNA. NCBI's taxonomy places the organism in Eukaryota, Viridiplantae, Streptophyta, Magnoliopsida, Ericales, Theaceae. The record is from RefSeq and is a predicted model, not a curated record.